UAUUAUUUGAAUGAAUCUGAAUCAUUUGAUCACGUGAUCAACCAUCGUUGCUGUCAAUUUUUCGCGUUCGAUUCAUGAAUUUUUUUCUUAAACAAAAGAAUCGAAAAAAAUGACGGAAUCAAAUUUUCAACAACGAAAAAAUGCAUUUUCACAAAAUGAAUUUCUAUUACAGGGUAGUAUUUUGGAUGAAUCAUGUGAUGCAUUAUUACAAAAACUACGUGGUUUUUGUGAUAAUUCCGAUAUGCCACCACCAAAAUUUAAAGAUCAUGAAAUGGUUUUUGCUAUCAAACUUCCAAACGGUCCAUCAAGUAUGCUACGUGUUCGACGAUCAAUAGAUUGUCCAAAUAAUCCAUGGAAUUUACGUUAUCUUGGCCAUAAUGAUACUGAUCGUAAUCGUGCAACAUUAUCACGUACAUGUAUCGAUUGUAAUACAACAUCAAACAUUACACAAUUUCUUAUGGAAAUGGGAUUUAAAUUAGAAUUUGAAUUCAUUCUUCGUGGUUGGAUGUUUCGUAAAGGUCGAAUGAAAAUUCUGGUUUUUAAAAUAUUUCGUAUUAAUGGUGGUGGUAGUAGUGGUGGUUUAGUUGCAACUAAUAAUAUGUUAAUCGAUGAAAAUCUUGAACCAAUAACUAAUUCACAUCUAGUUGAAUUAAGUGUUAUUGCACCAUCAUAUCAAACAGCCAUAACUGAUGAAAUGAAACAAUUUGCCGAAUUUCUUAAACCAUUAGUUAUGUUGGAAAAUAUUGAUAUGCGUAAAAUUAAUCAAUGAUCGAAAUCAUUCAUUUUUAAUUAUAUUCAUAUUUCUGUAAUUUCAUGAUC
This is a messenger RNA of Dermatophagoides pteronyssinus (European house dust mite), 819 nucleotides long. It is a transcript of the gene MED18, whose product is annotated as mediator complex subunit 18. The record is from RefSeq and is a predicted model, not a curated record. Gene Ontology annotation, cellular component: core mediator complex; mediator complex. Gene Ontology annotation, molecular function: transcription coregulator activity. Gene Ontology annotation, biological process: termination of RNA polymerase II transcription; regulation of transcription by RNA polymerase II. Lineage: Eukaryota; Metazoa; Arthropoda; Arachnida; Sarcoptiformes; Pyroglyphidae.